Opisthocomus hoazin is the source of this 1296-nucleotide messenger RNA. It is a transcript of the gene FOXJ1, whose product is annotated as forkhead box J1. The record is from RefSeq and is a predicted model, not a curated record. Gene Ontology annotation, molecular function: DNA-binding transcription factor activity, RNA polymerase II-specific; RNA polymerase II cis-regulatory region sequence-specific DNA binding. Lineage: Eukaryota; Metazoa; Chordata; Aves; Opisthocomiformes; Opisthocomidae. Gene Ontology annotation, biological process: regulation of transcription by RNA polymerase II. Gene Ontology annotation, cellular component: nucleus.
AUGGCUGAGGGGUGGCUGAGCUGCCCACAGGCAGGGAAGGAUGGAGGGCAGAAGGACAGCAUGAGGUGCCCAGACGACCUGGACGACAGCCUGACCAGCCUCAUGUGGCUGCAGGACUUCUCAAUCUUGAAGAACACCAUCCUGCGCAGGCCCUGCUGGUACUCCAGUGGCCUGGACCCCCACGACUGUUACAAGAUCUCCAGCUUUGCUGACCCAUGCUCUCCUCUGGCCGCCGACCCGGCGUGCAUGGACAUGCCCCAUGCUCCCUGCAAGCCCAUCUCCUCCUCCACUUCAAGGACAGCACAUCACGCCGUGGCCACGCAUCCUCAGCUCGCGGAGGACAUUGACUACAAGACCAAUCCCCAUGUCAAGCCGCCCUACUCCUACGCCACUCUCAUCUGCAUGGCAAUGGAAGCCAGCAAAAAGCCCAAAAUCACCCUUUCUGCCAUCUACAAGUGGAUUACCGACAACUUCUGCUACUUCCGACACGCCGAUCCCACCUGGCAGAACUCCAUCCGGCACAACCUCUCCUUGAACAAGUGCUUCAUCAAGGUGCCCCGGGAGAAGGGCGAGCCAGGCAAAGGCGGGUUUUGGAAGCUUGACCCCCAAUACGCUGAUCGGCUCAAGAACGGCACCUGCAAAAAGCGGAAGAUGGCCCCAGUGCAGGUCCACCCAGCCUUCAUCAAAAAAGCCCAGCAAGAAGUGCAGUGUGUUGCCAGCCCAGCUGCUUCGGUUUGCACCUCCAAUAAUGUCCUCAACAUCAACACGGAGUCACAGGAGCUGCUGAAAGAGUUUGAAGAAGUCACAGGCAACCAGAACUGGAAUCCAGCAGAUGGCAAACCAGGGCAGAAGCGCAAGCAGUCCAUGCCCAAGGUGUCUCGGCUUUCCAACUCUGCCUUGCUGACCCAGGAAGAGCAGACCGAGCUGGGAUCAUUGAAAGGUGACUUUGACUGGGAAGCCAUCUUCGACACCAACCUCGAUGAAGACUUAUCCACUUUUGGGAAUCUGGAGCUCACGCUUCCAGUCAGCCCCAUAACACGCGACCUGGAUUUGACAGUUCAUGGCCACCACAUUGACUAUCCCCAGGGUCAGGAGCAGGUGCUCACCGAAUCCAACCAGAACAACUUAGACUUUGACGAAACCUUCAUGGCCACUUCUUUCCUGCAGCAUCGCUGGGACGAAGAGACAAACGAUUACCUCUCCAACACCGUCAACAUGGAGCAGUUGUUUGAAUUCAACGAUGCCUCUUUACCAGCAGAUGUCAGUGACUGGAGCAGUCUGGCAUCCCUCUUAUAA